Macadamia integrifolia is the source of this 2588-nucleotide messenger RNA. RefSeq lists its product as uncharacterized. Bases 335 to 2278 code for a protein of 647 amino acids. NCBI's taxonomy places the organism in Eukaryota, Viridiplantae, Streptophyta, Magnoliopsida, Proteales, Proteaceae. The transcript has 5 exons. The record is from RefSeq and is a predicted model, not a curated record.
UGCUGUCUUCAUGAAACCUUUAGUUCGGCAAAUCCUCAACUUUGGGAAUUGCAGCAAUCAUCUCUCUCUCUCUCUCUCUCUCUCUCUCUCUCUCUUCCCUUUCUCUCUCCUUCUGAGAUCUGAAACCUCCGAAAGCUGAUAUCCAAUAGCCGAGAAUGGAUAUCCCAAGAGACCCCAAUUCCAAUAAUCCAAUCCGAUGAAAUAAACGGAAUCGAGUCUCGAAUUUCAAAUUCUCCAUUACGAAGCGGAAAGCCCCAAGGCUCCCGACCUUUUUAAAUCUUUUCUUCUUCCCUUAAAUGAGCAACCGAACAACAACAACCCAGGUACGUCUCUCAUGGCGUCUCUCACUCCAGGCGUUCUUUUGAAGCUACUCCAACACGCCAGUGAUAGAAAUGCCAAGGUCACCGGUGAGCACCGUUCCGCCCUUUUGCAGGUGCUAGAGAUUAUCCCUGCUCUUGCAUCCGGCGAUGAUCCCUGGAAGAGUACAGGGUUCUUCCUGAAGGUCUCUGAUUCUUUGCAUUCAGCUUACGUUUCUAUUUCCGAUGAAGACUUGGAUUUGAUCUUCAGCGACAAGAUCCAACUGGGUCAGUUUCUUUAUGUCUCUAGACUCGACCCGGCCUCCCCUGUUCAUGUGCUUCGUGGUGUUAAGCCUGUUCCCAAGAGACGGCCUUGCGUUGGUAACCCAACUGAAUUGGUCUCCAGCGACUUGUUAUCGAUUCGAGCCAAUGUUGAUUUCUCGGCGGGGUUUCAGGGUUCGGAAAAAGUAAGGAAAUCCCCAAAUGUUGAUUUCUCGGCGAGGUCUCAGAGUGCGGACAAAGUAAGGAAAUCCCCAAAUGUUGAUUUCUCGGCGAGGUCUCAGAGUGCGGAGAAAGUAAGGAACUCCGCCAAGAAAGAUGGAUUGAAGAAGACGAAGGUGAGGAGGUCGUCAGAAGUUGGAUACAACUCCAAGUCGAGACAAGAUUCGUUGGGGAGUAAUGCGAAGGUGGAGGACCUGGAGUUGGCGAGACUCAGCUUGGAUUCGAUGCGUAGGGGAUGGGACCAGAGCCCUGGAUCCAAGAAUGCCAACGGCGUACGUUCCCUGUCGAAUCUCAAACCCAAGGACUCCACUAGUUUCUCGGAUACAGCUUCUGUCCUUUCUGAUAAGAAGGCUUCUUCUAGUAGCAAAUCAGUUUUGAAGCAUCGAAGUUUGAAUAACUCACCACCACCAGAUGAAUAUAAUAGAUUGACAUUGAAAAUACCAAGGGGACCAUUAAAAAGAGACCUCAAGUCUAAGGAGGGAAAUAGUCCAUCCAGUCUUAUUAAGGUUCCUGUUAGCUCUAAAAGUUUGUCUGAUCAAGACAUUUUGUGGGAGUCACUGCCAUCUGGCAUGCAUUCUCUUGGAAAGGAUACUUUGCGUUGUAGAAAUGCUGCAUUUGUUGCUGCAGCAGAUGCAUUACAAGAAGCCUCGGCUGUGGAAUGUGUCAUCCGAUGCAUGAGCAUGUUUUCAGAACUGUGUGAACCCAACCUGCAAGAUUCUCCAGGGCUAUUAGUUGAACGAUUUCUGGACCUCCAUCAGAACAUUCAGCAGGCAUCAACUGUUGUUCAUGCCUUACUGGCAACGAAAUCACCAGAAGGGAAAACCAGUUCUAGUGGUGGACAGCUUGCAGUAACAGAAGCCUGCAAAAACUCAACUACUGUUAAGGCUGUGGAUGCUACAUCAUGGGUCCAGGCUGCUUUGGAUACCGAUCUUUCCAAAUUCUCUGUGUUUGUCAAGCAGGAUAGAAAAGAAACUCCACAAAACGAGAAACGUUAUUAUAUUGUCUUGGAAAAUUCUAACUCUGCCCCAACUAAAGAUGUCAAACAGAAGAGCCCUUCACCUCAGAACAAACAAAGCCCCAAAAUUCAGGGAAGCUUCUCUGAUUUGAGCACCAAGAAGGUUCCUUCUAGAAGGAGGGUUGUGGUUCCUGGAGCAAAGAAGACAAAUGUUGAGAAGGGGAAAUGGUCACAAGGAAGUGGCUUGAAGGAGACAGCAUCUCUAGCAAAGCAGCUGCUCUUGUUAUCUCGUGGUUGGUUCUUAAAAUACCUGGAGGAUUCAUUGAGCAGUGGUUUUGGAUUAAAACGAGGGGAAGGAGAUGAUGGGAUCACAGUUCUCCUUGGGCAGCUUAAAAGGGUAAAUCAAUGGUUGGAAGAUGCAGUUGGUGAUGACAUCGAAGUUAAUGAGAGAACAGAAAACUUGAAAAAGAAACUGUAUGGAUUUCUGUUAGAACAUGUUGAUGCCUGUGUGCUUCCUAGUAGAUAGGGAAUGUGCUGAAGAAUGUCACACGAGAAGUUUUUCUUUGGAGAAUACAUACAUAUAUAUGCCUACUUGGAUACCUGGAUUUUUUGGGAUGAGGGUGGAGCCUUGUCAUUGGUGGGUUAAAGCUGUUCAUUAGCAGUGCAUUAUUUUUCGUUUUUUACUGUUACCUUUGCCUGAUCAUUACUAACCCAAAAGGAUAUAAUCAGGGAAACUAUGAGAGUCCCUUUCUUGUAUUCCCUUUGACUAUUGAAGUGUACAGUUGAGAGCUAAAUUAAGCUGUUUUCAAUGAAAUUUUCUUACUGCUCCUUUAAAA